Molecule: messenger RNA, 1473 nt
Organism: Lindgomyces ingoldianus
Lineage: Eukaryota; Fungi; Ascomycota; Dothideomycetes; Pleosporales; Lindgomycetaceae
Exons: 13
Coding region: 1-1473 (490 amino acids)
Source: RefSeq, a predicted model, not a curated record
AUGGUAGAGACGAAGGGGAGGUUCUCGGUGCGGUGCACGUUCCACUCUCACUCACGCGGUGAAAUAACGGAAAAGCUGGAAUGGAGCGACAGACUUAGGAGUCAAAGUGAAAUUUUCGCCCACCAAGCAGCACUUUCACCAUCGGCAUCUCUGCCACCGGCAAACCCUUUUGACACUGUGAAUAUCACGCAGCGGGUGAAACUUCGAGUGGAUAUGCCGAAAGAUAAGCCGUUAAGCGCGAAUCGUAGUGGUUCUUCCCUGGCUCAUACCGCUCCACUUACUAGACCUCUUUUUCAUGCAAAGAAGAACGUCAACAGGACGCUAAAUCCAAUCCUCAAUCGCCUACCUUUUUCAUCUUCCCCGUCGGGAACCCCCAAGGAACCCCCACUGUUUUCACUGAGACCCUCAACUCCUCCCUCCUCCACUUCGCGACUUCACCCAACCCCAGACAAAUCUCAAACCUACCUCCCAUCCCCAUACAAUUGCGGAAUAGCACUACUCUCCGACCUCACUGGAAAGCCGUUGCUCAUGAUCUCCGACCACACAAUCCCCUUCCCCUACUCUUUGAGUGCCUAUUCCACCCAUGUAUCAGCUGUAUCAGAAAACCCUAUUCGAUCUGGCACUUCUGCCGAAGCACAAGUCGCAGUGGACCCUCAAGUCAUUAUUCCUUGGUAUCAUUUCUCUAGACCUCAACUAGCUCGACCACAUGAAGUACGAGUAUGCCGGCAUGGCGAAGUUGAUGCGCACCACAAAGACCCUGGCGACCUAAGUCAUAUGGGAAACUCCGAUAGAAAAUCGAUGUUCUGCCUCAUACCCGCCGCGGAGGUCUCAAACGACAUAUUUUAUCUUUCAAACCACUCAUCAAUAUUCUUUGAGGUAAGUGCGAGAAUGCUGGAGCUGUGGGUGCUUUCCAAGAUUAAGUUAGGACAAAAAGAUACCAGAAUAACUAUCAGACAGUUUGAUCAAGUCUUAUCUACUCGACUAAGUUCGAGAUGUUGUCUUAAUUCCUUCAAUAUGAAAGUCAUCAUCGUUUACUGUCCGCAACUUACCGUUUCGGGUAUCUAUAUCGACCGGCUAGUCGUAGGAGCAGAGAAGAGAUCUAAGAGUGACUUCGCAGGCUUUGCAAAUGAGUUAGCGCAAGUUUUCAGUCUACAGCAUCUCAUGAUAUUUUGCUCACCACGGUCGAUGAAAUAUACGAAACAUCUUGAGCUAUUCCACAUCAAUACUUGCGGUACGACUAUCAGAUAUUCUAGAAGCAAUAUUGAAAAUUGCGACCAAUGGCGUAGGUUUCUCACCACUUCCAAGUUGGGGCGGAGCUGCCAUCCAAGGAGGAUCCAGAAACCAAUCUCUAAAGACGCAGGGCUAUCUAAACCGUACCAGACUCUAUUUUCCAUAACUGUACUAUCAACCCCAUGGUUAUAUUGUCCAUCCGUGGAUAUUUAUGCUGAUAAUGAUGAGUGUAUCGUAGCGUAA